AAUCGUUGGGUAUAAUAUUAUUAUUGUUCAAAACGUUUGUUAUUUUUUUAAAAAAUAGUUUAUUAUAACGUUAAAUUUGGAUUUAUUGUUAGAACGUAGAGAACGUGUAGAAGCCUUUUUUGCCGUUCGAUAAUCAGGUUGUUUACAGUUAGGUGAAUGCCAUUUUCGUUGGUUGUACACCGUGGUCAUAUCUGGAACUGCUAAACAAUCGAGCGAAUCGGACGGUUUUUUAAUCCCCAAUUUUGUCACUUUCAAGUUGUCUUUUCACUUUUGGAUACGGAAUACUGACGUGUUACCACUGCGCUCGUUACCUUGAAAAACCACGAAAUGCCUCGUUCGAAGAAAGUUUUGGAUACGGCUGUGGCGCAAGAAUCAGAAGAGUCCGAAACCGAGAACGAUAACAUUGCAAACGAAGUUGAAGGAAAUGACGAAGAAGGACCAAGAACCGUGCGGGAUCUUAGAUUGCCUGAAACCACUGUGAUCAAAAUGAUGAAAGAAGUAAUUCCAAGAAACGCGAUAAUCUCCCAAGAAGCCAAAGACUGUAUGCGAAGAUUGCCUACAAUUUUUGUGUUGUUCAUUACUGAUUACGCCUUGCAAGUAGCCCGCAAAAACAAGCGCAGAACUAUUUUGCCAGAGGAUAUCGUUGAAGCACUGGAGGAAAACGAUUUUUACAGCUUCGCGGAGAAAGUUCUGCCGCUUGUCGAGCGAAGGAAAGCAAAUUAUCGCAGGAAACCCAAGGAUUCGGUGGGCGACCAGCCCGACAGCCAAACUAACCCCACCGGAAAUGAUGACUUUGAGUCCCAGGAGCGUCCCGUUACUGCUGCAGUACCCGACAGGACAUCCACGUCGGUGGAGAAGACUGAGGGAGAGAACAGAAACGAAUCCGGCGAUGUGUCCUCCCAGAGCAGCCGGUCGCCGUCAGUUUCCAGUGAGGAUUCCGAUUCCCCGGAAGCAGUACAGGAAGAAAGCAUGGAAACCUAACAUUCGUCUACCACUUUCCUAUUGUUCUCCACAGACUGAAUUGGAUGUCCGUUGAUUUGCUGGUUUUCAGUUUUCGCUGCGAAACUUUGUAGCAUAUUAGAGGAAAUUACCAGAUUCAACCUGUUUUAAAUCAGACUGCUCGAGCACGCUGUUGCUGUGUUUACUCGAUAAUGGAAUUUCUGGUGUGGAUAUUGCUUUAUGUGGUUCAGUGAGUUGAAGUUCCCAUUGCUCUACAAAUGUUUCCGAGAGACUGAAGUCUGGAAGAAGAGCUUGUAUUGUCGUGCACAGCUGCAGGAUAAUUGAGUUUCGCAGUCUUUGUUCUUUCAUAACAGCA
Molecule: messenger RNA, 1315 nt
Organism: Paramacrobiotus metropolitanus
Lineage: Eukaryota; Metazoa; Tardigrada; Eutardigrada; Parachela; Macrobiotidae
Product: DNA polymerase epsilon subunit 3-like
Exons: 4
Coding region: 328-981 (217 amino acids)
Biological process (GO): heterochromatin formation; DNA damage response; leading strand elongation
Cellular component (GO): epsilon DNA polymerase complex; CHRAC
Molecular function (GO): chromatin DNA binding; protein heterodimerization activity
Source: RefSeq, a predicted model, not a curated record